Molecule: messenger RNA, 4178 nt
Organism: Portunus trituberculatus (swimming crab)
Lineage: Eukaryota; Metazoa; Arthropoda; Malacostraca; Decapoda; Portunidae
Product: two pore calcium channel protein 1-like
Exons: 21
Coding region: 230-2827 (865 amino acids)
Biological process (GO): transmembrane transport; monoatomic ion transport
Cellular component (GO): membrane
Molecular function (GO): monoatomic ion channel activity
Source: RefSeq, a predicted model, not a curated record
ACGAGGACAACUUGAUUUCCCCCUCAGAUCCUCCCUUAAUACUGUAAAUUUAAGGCUCAGGGCUGAAAUAUGAGCUGAAAUGACCAAUACUCCCUUGAAUUGUUAAAAUGAGAGGGUAGAUGUCGAAAGAUACUGUCAGGGAGUGUUGAAAAGUUCCGAUUUGAAGGGAGAAAAGGGAGGUGUUUGUAUAUUAGUGUGUUUUAUGUGUGUGUUUCUGAUUUAGGCGAACAUGGAGACUGUGAUGGAGAACAGCGACACCCUAGAGGAGGUGAUCAGCUGCAACGACUCCUGCCCCAACACUCAAGACACCGCAGCUCCCAUCACCAAGCCAUCCAAUGUCCAGCACAGAAGAAACUCGUCCCUUCAGCUGCGCAAAGGCUCCCUGAACCAAGAUUCGGCCCCCAUCAGCGUUGUGUACAGGCCGAGGGAAGGGAGCAUUCAGCUGAACAAUGUGUCCGAUGGAGCGACAAGCAUUGACUCCUCGGACCCUCCCAUCUCAGACCUGAAUUUGCUCCUUGCUGCAACGUAUGUGGAAGAUUCCCUAGAUGGCAGACACUCAGACUUCAAAGUAUCUGAGAGGCAUCUGAAACUGUAUCGCUUGUACCAGAACAAGUGGGGACAAGUGAUGCUGUAUGUGUUCCUUGUGAUGCAUCUGUGCCUGGCCUUGUUUGAGAGCCCUGCUGUGCCUGGCCUUGAGAUGAGCUACUGGGUAACAAUGCUCAUGGAAACGGGGAUUCUGAUCUUCUACAUGUUCCGAGUGACACACAUAAGCAUCUUCACUCCCCUGACAAGGUUUUGGUCAGACACUAAAAAUAUUCUCAUUCUUGUGUUAAUUGGGAUUACCUUUUUAGAUAUGGUAAUAUAUAUUGGACUAACAGAGAGUGGAAUCUAUAGCGUACGGUGGUCAAGAGCUCUGCGUCCCCUGUUUGCCGUCAACUUCCCUGAGCUGCGGCAGAUUAGGCGAGCAUUUCGUAACCUGCGGCGAACUCUCCCUGAUGUGGUUAAUGUCUUGUUCCUCUUCUUCUUCAGCCUGGCCAUUUUUGCUCUCAUGGCCUACAAGUUGUUUGGUGGACGAGAUCUGAAGUGGGUGGAUGGAAGACCCUACUUUGAUUCCUACUGGGACAGCAUAUUUGACCUGUAUGUCCUGGUCACCACUGCCAACAACCCUGACGUCAUGAUGCCGGCAUUUGACAUCUCCACCUACUAUGUGAUCUUCUUCGUGGUGUUCCUGGUGAUCUGCUUCUUUAUCUACAUGAACAUCAUCCUUGCUGUCAUCUAUAACAACUACAGGAAGCACCUCAAAAAUGAGGUGAGGAAAUCUGUAUACAGCAAACGUCAGCAGCUCAGCAAGGCAUUUGAGAUCCUCGCCUCUAAUCUCAGAAACAAACGAGUGGUGACAAGAACAAGGUUUGUGCAGCUGAUGAAGUUUCUGGAUGAUAAGAAGAAUCCAACGCUCAUCAACGUUCUGUGGAUUGUGCUGGACUCAGAUGGCUCAGAUUACUUGGAGAAAGGUGAAUUCCUCAAGCUUGCAGACUUGCUGAAUGUGGAGGUGUCUGAGGUGGUGGACCGAACUACACUGAUUGGCCACUACUUGCCCACACUCUACAACUCCAAGCCAUCAAAAAUGAUCUGUGCUAUAGUGAAGAACAGAUUCUUUGGUAUUUUCUUUGACAUCCUGACACUGGUGAAUGCGGUGGUGAUUGGCAUCGCUAACAACGACGACACAUGGGAUGACGCGGCAGAGUGGGUCUUCCUCUCUCUCUUCAUGCUGGAAAUAUUCUUGAAGCUUUAUGUCUUCGGUGCCCGCCGCUUCUUCAAAAAAGUGUGGAAUGUGUUUGAUUUUGUUGUGAUUGGUGCAGCGUUCAUCAUGGGAGUCGUGGAGGCUGUAAUGGCUGAUGAGCAGGAGAGUCGUCUGUCCUUGGAUGUGCUGCUGGUGCUUCGUGUGCUGCGUCUCGUCAAGAUCAUCGGCAGUGUCAAUCGCUUCAAGGUCAUUGUGCACACCAUCACGAAGAUCCUCCCUUCCCUUCUCACCUACGGGGCUGUCAUGCUGGUGUUUUACUAUAUCUUUGCCAUUGUGGGGAUGGAAGCGUUUCAAGGGCUGGUGCGGUUCUCAGGCUACACCGCAGGCUCUGAACUCUACUGCGGGAAUGAGAAGCUGCAGAACUCAGACUUCUGGCGAGACCACUACUGCAACAAUAACUUCAAUGACGUCAUCCAUGCCUUCAUUGUUCUCUUUGAGCUCACAGUCGUCAACCAGUGGCAUGUUAUUGCCUAUGGUUAUGCCACUGUGACUGACCCCUGGGCAAGGCUCUACUUCAUCCUCUUCCACCUCACUUGUGUCAUUGUGGUUCUCAACAUCUUCACAGCCUUUGUCCUGGAGGUGUUCAUCCUGGAGUACACGGCCAGCUGUCAGGGUUAUCUGGAGAGUCAGAUGGAGAAGAAGAUUCAAGAAAUGGGACUCAGCUUCAGAAAGAAGAGGCCGAGAGCCAUGUCGACCGUGAGUAAUGAAAACCUGGUGGUGUCCGAUAGUUCAGAGUCUGAGGAGGAGACAGAAUCAGCACCUCACCCUCCAACAGUAGAGGUUGAUGGAGGAAUAUCCCCAGGAGUUUCACAGUUCUAUGCUUCAGGCAUUGAUAUCUCUUCAGAAACAGAUGUCCGCUUUCACAUCUCAAAAAGAUUGAAGAACACGGAGAUCCUGCUGCAGAAGAUGUUUGAGAAGGAGCUGAGCACUCAUGACUUGGGACCAAACAUUGAGAGUCUGGACCAGGAUCUUCAGGAUGAGCAUGCAUACCUGGUCAGUCAGAACCACACACUAUGGAGCCUCUGAUGCUGCUGCUGCUGCUGUGGUGUGAUACCCUCAAGGAUGCUGCUGUGAAGCCAUCCUGCCCUUGAGGUGUUGGGUUGUGUUUGGUAGGUCUGUCAGUAUCUGCAGGAGGGUGCAUUUGUGAACAGUUGCUAAAGUUCAGAUCUGAGUUGAUAAGUCAUCAUUGUCUUGAUGUCUUCCAUAAAGUGCUCAUCCUAUUUGUGGUAAUUUAACUGGAGACUUUUAUAUAUCUGCCUUUCUUCAUCUCUCAGGUGAACAAAUUGAAUAUGUAGACAAAUAUCUAGGUGUGUACAAACCAGACUCAUGUCUCCAGAGUUGUAUGGCUGAGAUAUGGUAUCAGUAUACAAACAUAUAGAUAUGAGACAAGAUAUUGAUAUGCAAACAUACAAAUAUUGAAUGAGUGAUAGAUAUACGUACACAUCUUUGGCAGCUUUACCGGCAGCACAUCUCACCUAAUAAAGCAUCUUGUGCAUAAAUCAAACGGGUAAUUUAAAAGUCUUAAGGUAGAAACAUUAUUAUUUUAGGGAGGCUGUUUUAAGGGAGGAAAGACAGCACUUGUGAGAUGUUAUGGCUAAAGAUUCUGUGUUCAUUUUUUCUACUUCUUCCAUUCAACUGUAGAUCUGAAAAUAUAACUGAAUAGAUAUUAGUCUUCCUUGCAGGGAAAGAUCUUCCCUCAGCCAGUGUGGUAAAUGUAUAUCUGAAUACUUGAGUCUUGUGAUAAUUUAUUCUGCUCUGUUGAUAUUACUGUGUGAAUGGAAAGUUUAAGAAUGCAUCAAGUUUUAUCAAGUAGUUUAGUAAUGUUACUAUUCUCAAUAAUAUAUGUAUAAUUUAUAUUGAUCUUGUAUUUAACAUAUUUAAAGUACAACAUGUAGAGGACUACAUGAGUGGAGCUGUGGCAAAGGAAGCCCUUGUCCUCGAUAGCAGACACUGUAUCUGAAAGUCAUAAUUUAUUUCCUAUAUAACAUGAAUGCAUGAAUGAUUCUGUAGUUGUAGUAUUUCUAAGAUGUUAAUUCCAUAAUUAGGGAAAGUAUUUAACCAUUUAAAUAUUUCAACAUUUAAUAUAGAUCUUUGAAACUUAAUUAGAUUUUAUAUGUAGUAAGUUUUGAUAUGUUUGUGCCAUGUUAUAAGAAUUAAUUUCAGAAAUUUUAAUUGUUAUGCAUAGAGAAUAAGUUUUCUGCUGGUGGAGAUUGUUAGAUAUUAGUCAUUACCAAAGACUUAAAGCACCUGAACAUAAUGUAGACUAAUUGAAACUAUGAGUCAAAGAUAUCUUUAGUAAUAAGAAUUACUGUCUUUCAAGCUCAUGUCUUGUGGAGAUUUUAUGGGUGAUGAUCAUUAUUAAAUCUGUUGUCUAAAA